Molecule: messenger RNA, 3170 nt
Organism: Engraulis encrasicolus (European anchovy)
Lineage: Eukaryota; Metazoa; Chordata; Actinopteri; Clupeiformes; Engraulidae
Gene: heatr4
Product: HEAT repeat containing 4
Exons: 17
Coding region: 299-3127 (942 amino acids)
Molecular function (GO): oxidoreductase activity
Source: RefSeq, a predicted model, not a curated record
AAAAGUAAGGACCCAAAAUGAAUCACGCGUUAGUACACAUUGGUGCUAACAUAUUCGCAAUCAAUUUGAGUUGAAAUUAUCAGGUUGGAAAUUACUUAUUUGACAGCGACUGAUAUGGUAUUUGGUACGAUCGCGCUGCUAUGACUUCAGCGGGGCAAGCUAGGUAGCGUUUGCAAAAUUGCAGGAAAUAAUGUCACAUCCACACACGUGUGACCGGGAGAGGAGGACAAAGUGGACUGAACGUAUGAUAAGAACAGCCUACUCUUGAUUGCUGAAUCAUAGGCCUACAAGUCCAAACAUGGAAGGUUUACAACGUGCCAUAGCAAAGGGCAGGGGAAGGGAGGUCAGGUCCAGAAACAGUAGGCCUACACAUGGUAAGAAAGUCUUCAAACAAUUCCUCACCAAUGCCAGUCAUGGCAUUUCUUUCUCAAAGGAUGUCAUUUUGGAGAUGGGACCAGAGUCUGUGCCUUACAGAGAAGCCAAUUUCCACUGUUUGUAUAAUGUGUCUGGCACAUUGGCACCAAUUCCUAAACAAAAGACACACAAAAAGACAACGCUGAUGAAACCACAUGCCAAGGAUGAGACUACCCUUGUGGAGGAUAUUCCCUCUCUACCGCCUAUAUAUGCUCAACCAUUCGCCCCAUUGACCGCCAAAGACUCUCUGACUUUUUCCAUGAACCAAGACUGCAUGUCAGAUGCGUUUAAAAAGGGUGUGGGUGGAGUGUUCAAUGUUUUUAACUCCCUGAAGCAGACCACGAGGAGUGACAAGAAUGACAAAGCCAGGAUGGAAAUCAAAUGGGACGAGUUUCUCCUGAAAAAGCUCACCAACACCACAGCAAAGUGGAUUGUCAGCCAACAGAUUCCCGACCACUUCAUAGAAAAGCCAAGGCUUCAGACGCUUCUGAGGAGACAGUACGGCUCUGCCAGCGCUACAGACCUAGUGAGUGACGAUCCAAUGCAGGAGCAGGACUUUGCUGGCUUUGUCGAGUUUCAAAAGCAAGUUGCAGAGAUGAAGGGCGCCCUUGAGAGUCAGGCAGAGACACCAUUGCCAGUGUACUAUAGGGUGCAGGGCUACUCCCUCCCGACCACCAACAUCCAGUCGGGUGGGGUAAAUGACACAGCUGGACAUGUAGUGGUGAAACGCAUUCCGCCCCUUCAGACACCAAAGCUACAGGAUUACCUGAACCCUAAAGCAGGCAAAUUUGUCUACCACACCGAUAACAAUUUCCAGCAGGAGCUCUUCUUAGGGGUGGCAAAACCAAUGCAUCAGCUACUGUCAAAGAACCAUGACCGAAUUAUAAUGGACAAUAACUCUGAGUACGGGAAGAAUCUUGAGGAGUCCUAUCCCUGUACCCCACGCACAUUUAUGACAGAACAGGAGGAGAUGAAGGACCCAAACAGGGCAGUGGUAGGACGCACGGAGAGAGGACUGAGGAGAUGGAUAGACCUGCCCACCGCUGCUGACUACACCGCAGAGAUCGGCCUGAUAGCGCCGGAAAACAUGGACGCGCUCAGCCUGGGAUCUAAGCAGGAGCAGGAGCAGCAGCCGUACGAGCCCAUGCCUGAGCUUGCAGACCUCCGCUAUGCCGUGGAGAAGUGGAGAAGCGCAUGGAACAUCAAAGCCACGUGGCAAAGUGUGACAAUUGAAGGCCUGUCAAAAGCCCUCAACGACUUGCACUACCACGUCCGACUAGGUGCCAUAGCAACGUGUGCCUCCGGAGCAGUGAAUAGGCCGAGGGCUGCAGAGGACCCAAUAGAUGCUGCUCAGUUCGGCCGUAGCUGGGAAGUGCACCCCGUCCCCCCGGACCUGAGGCCGAUGAUUGACGCGGCGCUGGAGGACCCCAUAUGGAGGGUGCAGGUGGCGGCUGCCGUAUGCCACUACGCCAUGGGCGCCCCUGACCCCAAGGCCAGGGAGAUACUCCGCACCGCCUUGAACAAAGAUCACACUGGUGUGGGAGCUGACAGCUGGAUGGCAGCCCAGUGCUUGGCCAUGGAGGGGGAGGUCAGCAGAGCGGUCAUCCAGAGGCUCCUGUCUCAGCACUUCCUGAGCGAGGCCAAGACGGACAGGGAGCAGGCCGCCACCCUCCUCAGCAGCCUCAGCAGCAAGACGACUCUAGUGCGCUCUCUGCUGGCUGAGGAGCUGAACUGCAUCGAUUGCAAAAACAGAGAGCAGGCCUGUGAAACAAUCUCUCUGCUGAGGAGUCCAAUAAAUAAGGACCUCUCCAACAAGUUGGUGUACAUGAUGUGGAAUGACUGGAGCGCUGUUGUGAGGCAGAAGGCAGCCCAGGCCCUGGGCAAGCUGGGACUGGGGAGACUAGUGCACAAUGAGCUGAGCCAGAAACUGGAGGAUGGUCCGGGCACGCGGCGCAUGGAAGCGCUGGGUCUGAUUGGCCACCUGCACAUCAUGACGGCCAAGCUGCUGCCCUCCUUCCUGCUCUGCCUAAACGACAGCUUCGUGUCCGUCCGCAAGCUGGGCUGCCACACGGCCGGGAAACUCGGCCUGAAGGAUGAAAUGAUUAUGAACCAACUGCUCCACCUAAUGCAGACUGAUCCUAUCUGGGAGGUGAAAGUUGCAGCAAUAGCAGCCCUGGCCAAGAUCAACUGCCUGACGGUGCGCCUGCGUGACCUGCUGCUGUGGGCUCUGCACCACGAGACGGAGCCCAAGGUGCGCCACGCUGCCUGCGAGGCCCUGCGCCGCCUCAAGGUGGAGGGGCCAGAGUUGCAACAGGUACUGCAGGAGCGCUUCGCCCUGGAGCCCAACCUACACGUACGCAGACAAAUUGAAAAUAUCCUGACCAUAAAUGGCUACAAACUUGAAUGUGACAAGGGCAUGGUUCACAAAAUCAAAGAUCAGGUUCAGAAGAUGUGCAACAAGAACAUCAUAACUCAGAAAGUCCUGAUUGUGGAUGACCUGAAGUCACUGCAGGACACCAAGCGCAGACUGCAGGGCUCACAAGCGCACCUGGACGCGCCAGAGGGACAGACUCUCACUGACCUGCUUUAUCAGCAGUUGAAAAGUUGCAAGCAUGCAAUUGGAGCAGAUACAGAUUCCUCUGUAAGUUCUGCACAGAGCAGCAAGAGUCAGAGUCAAAGUUCACAAGAGGAUAACACACCUAUUCAAGUGUAACCACAAACAUUAUAGUCAAUAAAAGUAUGAUUUACAUAUUUCA